This is a messenger RNA of Halteromyces radiatus, 1186 nucleotides long. RefSeq names its product P-loop containing nucleoside triphosphate hydrolase protein. The transcript is spliced from 4 exons. NCBI's taxonomy places the organism in Eukaryota, Fungi, Mucoromycota, Mucoromycetes, Mucorales, Cunninghamellaceae. The coding region runs from base 26 to 1099 and encodes 357 amino acids. Gene Ontology annotation, biological process: spliceosomal complex disassembly. Gene Ontology annotation, cellular component: intracellular anatomical structure; catalytic step 2 spliceosome. The record is from RefSeq and is a predicted model, not a curated record. Gene Ontology annotation, molecular function: RNA binding.
AAAUAAAUGGGAUGCUAAGCUUGGUAUGGAUUCAUUGGUGGUGGUACCUAUCUCUCAAGCUGCUGCACGUCAAAGGGCAGGUCGUGCAGGUCGUACUGGUCCUGGAAAAUGUUAUCGAUUAUACACUGAACCAGCUUAUCGAAAUGAAAUGUUACCGAAUACCAUCCCUGAAAUUCAACUACUCAAUUUAUCUAUGACCGUUUUGACCUUAAAAGCCAUGGGUGUCAAUGAUUUACUACAUUUUGAUUUUAUGGAUCCUCCUCCUGAAGCCAAUUUGAUUCAAGCGUUGGAACAACUCUAUGCCUUACAAGCUCUGGAUGAUGAAGGAUUGUUAACUCGAUUAGGAAGAAAAAUGGCGGAAUUUCCUUUGGAACCUCAGUUAUCAAAAAUGUUGAUUCAAUCCGUAGAUUUGGGAUGUUCUGAAGAAAUCCUUACUGUUGUUGCUAUGUUGACUGCUGGUAAUGUAUUUUAUCGUCCCAAGGAAAAACAAGCUCAAGCCGAUUCCAAGAAAGCCAAGUUCCAUCAACCUGAAGGUGAUCAAUUAACUCUAUUGACUGUCUACAAUAGUUGGAAAGCAAGUAAUUUUGCUAGUCCAUGGUGUUUUGAUAACUUUAUUCAAGCAAGAAGUAUGAAACGUGCUCAAGAUGUUAGAAAACAAUUGCUGGGUAUCAUGGACAGAUAUAAGCACGAUAUUGUAUCUUGUGGAAACAACUAUACCAAAGUUUGUAAAGCUCUUGUAUCUGGCUAUUUCCGAAAUGCUGCAAAAAAGGAUCCUCAAGAAGGUUACAAAACUUUAUUGGAAGGAACACCAGUAUAUAUUCAUCCUUCAAGUGCAUUAUUCAACAAAGGACCUGAAUGGGUUAUCUAUCAUGAAAUUGUAUUUACUUCAAAGGAAUAUAUGCGAGAAGUUACUGUGAUAGAACCCAAGUGGUUAACGGAAUCAGCACCUACAUUCUUCAAGGUAGCUGAUGCCAAUAAAAUCUCCAAACGCAAACGACAAGAAAAGAUUGAGCCACUAUAUAAUCGAUACGAAAAACCAGAUGAAUGGCGUCUUAGCAAAGUCAAACGUGGUGGAAGAAUCAGUCAAACGUUUGGUUAGAUAUUCCUUUUUUUUUCAUUCUUUAAUUUGUUUAGUUUAUACAAUGUUUUUGUUUUUUAAUAAACUGUAUUUGUUUAUUCAUAUCAA